Messenger RNA from Antechinus flavipes (yellow-footed antechinus), 3880 nucleotides. It is a transcript of the gene GALNT1, whose product is annotated as polypeptide N-acetylgalactosaminyltransferase 1. The record is from RefSeq and is a predicted model, not a curated record. Lineage: Eukaryota; Metazoa; Chordata; Mammalia; Dasyuromorphia; Dasyuridae. The transcript is spliced from 12 exons. The coding region runs from base 178 to 1857 and encodes 559 amino acids. Gene Ontology annotation, cellular component: Golgi apparatus.
GCCUGCACCCGCGUCCUCCCGCACCGGCCCGGGGCAGGGCCCCAAGGGACCACGACGAAUAGGAACCCGAGGAGGAGAUUGUGAAGGUGAUCUCUCAUGAAACUGAUUUGAAGUUAUCUUGGAGAUAUUUCUAUAUUUAUAUAUUUUAAAGAAUUUUUGCAUUUUAUUUAAAGUGCCAUGAGAAAAUUUGCAUAUUGUAAGGUGGUCCUCGCCACCUCCUUGAUUUGGGUACUUCUGGAUAUGUUUCUGCUGCUUUACUUCAGUGACUGCAACAAAUGUGAUGAGAAAAAGGAGAGAGGACUACCUGCUGGUGAUGUUCUAGAACCAGUACAAAAACCACAUGAAGGUCCUGGAGAAAUGGGAAAACCUGUCGCCAUUCCUAAAGAAGAUCAAGAAAAGAUGAAAGAGAUGUUUAAAAUCAAUCAGUUCAAUUUAAUGGCGAGUGAAAUGAUUGCACUCAACAGAACUUUACCGGAUGUUAGAUUAGAAGGAUGUAAAACAAAGGUAUAUCCUGAUAAUCUUCCUACAACAAGUGUGGUGAUUGUCUUCCACAAUGAGGCUUGGAGUACACUUCUAAGAACUGUCCAUAGUGUAAUAAACCGAUCACCAAGACACAUGCUAGAAGAAAUCGUUCUGGUAGAUGACGCAAGUGAAAGAGAUUUUUUAAAGAGACCUCUGGAGAGUUAUGUGAGGAAAUUGAAAGUCCCAGUUCAUGUAAUUCGAAUGGAGCAGCGUUCUGGACUGAUCAGAGCCAGAUUAAAGGGAGCUGCUGUUUCUAAAGGCCAGGUCAUUACCUUCUUAGAUGCUCAUUGUGAGUGUACAGUAGGAUGGCUGGAACCACUUUUGGCAAGAAUCAAAGUCGACAGGAGAACUGUUGUGUGCCCUAUCAUUGAUGUUAUCAGUGAUGAUACUUUUGAGUACAUGGCAGGCUCUGAUAUGACAUAUGGUGGUUUCAAUUGGAAGUUGAAUUUCCGCUGGUAUCCUGUUCCCCAGAGAGAAAUGGACAGAAGGAAAGGUGAUAGAACACUUCCUGUCAGAACACCUACAAUGGCAGGAGGUCUUUUUUCAAUAGACAGACAUUACUUUCAAGAAAUUGGGACAUACGAUGCUGGAAUGGAUAUUUGGGGAGGAGAAAAUCUAGAAAUUUCCUUUAGGAUUUGGCAAUGUGGGGGCACUUUAGAAAUUGUGACCUGCUCACAUGUUGGCCAUGUGUUUCGGAAAGCUACACCUUACACAUUUCCUGGAGGCACUGGGCAGAUCAUCAACAAAAAUAACCGACGACUGGCAGAAGUUUGGAUGGAUGAAUUCAAGAAUUUCUUCUAUAUCAUUUCCCCAGGAGUUACAAAGGUAGACUAUGGAGACAUAUCAACAAGAGUUGGGCUAAGGCACAAAUUACAGUGCAAACCUUUUUCAUGGUACCUGGAAAAUGUUUAUCCUGAUUCCCAAAUCCCACGCCAUUAUUUUUCUUUGGGAGAGAUCCGAAAUGUAGAAACAAAUCAGUGUCUAGAUAACAUGGCAAGAAAAGAAAAUGAAAAAGUAGGAAUUUUUAACUGUCAUGGUAUGGGAGGCAAUCAGGUUUUCUCCUAUACUGCCAACAAAGAAAUCCGCACAGAUGACUUAUGUUUAGAUGUCUCCAAACUUAAUGGCCCAGUCACAAUGCUAAAAUGCCACCAUCUUAAAGGCAACCAGCUUUGGGAAUAUGACCCAGUGAAGUUAACCCUGCAGCAUGUGAACAGUAAUCAGUGCCUGGACAAAGCCACAGAGGAGGACAGCCAGGUGCCCAGCAUUAGAGACUGCAGUGGGAGCCGAUCUCAACAAUGGCUCCUUCGAAAUGUCACCCUUCCAGAAAUCUUCUGAGACACUUAUUAAAAAAACAAUUAAGGAUUGACUGGGCUACCUCAGCACACAUUUCUGCCACAUUCUUAAGUAGCAAAAAAGGAAAAGUGCUUGCCUGCUCUGCAGGAUGCCAGGUUUAUCAGCCAUUAAAACUUUGACUCUCGCUUUUCACUAGCUGUGAACCAGCCUUCCUUUCUAAGGACGUGAAACUACAUACUAGUGAAACUGUGCACACUGAUGUUUACAAGAUUGAAAGAGUCUUUCAUCAAAGAAUCAUUGUAGAAAAUAUUUAGACAAUGAAAACUUAACCAACGAAAUAUGCUCUCUGGAGAGCUGCACAUAUUGUUAUAGUUUGCUUUGCACAUCAGUAAUUUCUGCUGAAAGUGCUAUCAUAAUGAAGAGAUUUCCAAGAUUUUUUUUCGUAAUUAAAACUGGUAACCAGCAUAUGAAAUAUUGAUAUAAGAAAAAUGAAACAGCUGGAACCAGAUUCAGUAUCAUGAAGUAACAUUUUUACAGCAAAAACUAUAUUAAACAGGGUUUAAAGGAGAUUAAAUCAAAACUAUGAGAAGUACAAUUUGUUAUAGUAUAGUAUCAAAUUUAUAUGUAGAUUUUAUACCUCAGUGGGGAAAAAUAACUGAUUCCAAUGACAUUCUUUUAUUUUCAUCUGUGUGAUAGUCAUGGAUGCUUUUUUUUUUUUCCUGGGGUGCUGAAAUUAAUUGAGCUGAAAAAAAAAAAUUUGGCUCUUUGAACAUCAGUUCAUUUUUCCACACUUUUUUAUUUGUAUUUGGUUUGUGGGCUGUUGGAAUUGUAACUUUUUUAUUGCCUUCUAAGAAACGGAGGUUUAGCGUAAUGUCUAACUUGUUCAGUUUAGACCAAGCAUCUCAUUUGCUCUUGGGUCACCUGGCUUGUGGACUUUUCACAAACAAAAAAAUUUCUUAGUGCAUUUUCAAUUUCUUAACUUAACUUGACUGAUUAUGCUUAAUACCCAAGACUCAUACUACUGUACUACAGAUUUGUUUUCAUAGCAAUAAAUCUUUGGUUAUUUGUUUAUGAUUCCAGUCAACAAAAGGCCUGCAAAAGUGGUUUAUUGUUUGGGUAAGUGGAGAUAACAUAGUUGAAGGUUUUCUGGAAAACCUUUUUCUGCUCCAUACUCAAAUGUGCUUCAUUGUCAAGUGCAUACUUAGAUUAGACCCUCGAAUUGUAAUGUUGAUCUGCUGCUUUUUUUUUUUUUAAUAAAAUCUGACAGAAAAUGUUUAAUUGGAAUUUUUUUUAAUAAAGUAACCAAAGAAGUGCUCCAUAUAACAGCCCUGCAUUUCUUACCUAAAUUCCAUUUUAGUUAAAUCCAUUUGGAUUUUUCUAAUUUUUGAACCACAAGAUAAUCUGAGCUUAUAAGUUGGCAGAAAUCUUUUUUAAAAAACCCAGUUCUUUGAUAUGUACAAGUUUUUCAUCCUAUUUGCAAGAUUCAUAUUUAACUGUUAUUCCUUUUGUUGAUGAUAUUCUAAGAUUCACUGCUGGCAGUGUUAUUUCCUGUACUUAACAACAAAUAUUGCUGAAAAUAACUUCAUCAUCAAGGGUACCUGCCAUGUUGAUUGUAUAUAUAUUGUCCAGUAAUCUAUUUAAGUUAACUAAUAUGUAUUGCGCAUCCAUAGGAUCCCCUAUACUAGGUGCUCGUGGGUGCACUACAAAUCAGAGUAUGCAGACCAGGCCCCCAUGGAGCUUUUAGUCUACUCUAGAAUAUGAAACAUAUCAUGGAUUUUUUUUUUUUUCUGUCCAACUGACUUUGUCAAUUCCAUCUUUCUGUGGAACUUAUGCUUUAAUAAUCUAGGCCUAUUAUUUACAAGUAAAUUUUGUGACCAAAAAUUUCUGCUUCAGUAGUGUGCUAUAGCCUGGAAUUACCCUAUUAUAAGAGAGCCAUGGAGCAAUGAGAUUUAACUUCUGGGACAUUAUUGUUAAAACGUGAUAGAUAACCCCAUUGCUUUCUCUUUUUUUCCUUUUUCUUUUUUUUUUUUAAUUAAAAAAUAAAAUCCUGAAUAAUGUCUUGAAA